Molecule: messenger RNA, 736 nt
Organism: Morus notabilis
Lineage: Eukaryota; Viridiplantae; Streptophyta; Magnoliopsida; Rosales; Moraceae
Product: serine/threonine-protein kinase CTR1
Exons: 6
Coding region: 5-499 (164 amino acids)
Biological process (GO): protein phosphorylation
Molecular function (GO): ATP binding; protein kinase activity
Source: RefSeq, a predicted model, not a curated record
GGGAAUGAAUUAUCUUCAUAGACGUAAUCCCCCUAUAGUUCACCGAGAUCUAAAAUCUCCAAAUCUUCUUGUUGAUAAGAAAUAUACUGUGAAGGUUUGCGAUUUUGGUCUUUCACGUCUAAAGGCGAAUACAUUUCUUUCAUCAAAGUCGGCCGCUGGGACUCCAGAGUGGAUGGCACCAGAAGUUCUCCGUGAUGAGCCAUCAAAUGAGAAAUCAGACGUUUACAGCUUUGGUGUAAUAUUGUGGGAACUUGCCACGCUGCAACAGCCAUGGAGUAAUUUAAAUCCAGCACAGGUUGUGGCAGCUGUUGGUUUUAGGAACAAAAGGCUUGAGAUUCCGCGUGAUUUGAAUUCUCAAGUUGCUUCCUUAAUUGAGGCAUGCUGGGCCAAUGAGCCGUGGAAGCGACCUUCAUUUGCCAGUAUCAUGGAAUCUUUGAGACCGUUGACUAAACCUACUACGCCUCUUCCCGGCCAUCCAAAUAUGCAAUUACUAAGCUGAAGGGUCGUUGAAUAUUUGAUUAGUCUUAUUCAUGCACAUAGUACAGCAUUCUUAUUUGUUUUGAUAACUGGCAGGCCAUCACUGCCACUCAGAAUCUUCAAUAGUCUCAGAUUCAUUGAUGUCCUAUGUUUCUAUUACUAAUUACCGAUUGAGAAUACUGAUUCUUUUUUCACAAGGAACUCUACCACAAGUGUCGACAAGGUCUGCAUCAUAAUUUACCUCCCAGAAAUUAUAGUU